Molecule: messenger RNA, 3468 nt
Organism: Aptenodytes forsteri (emperor penguin)
Lineage: Eukaryota; Metazoa; Chordata; Aves; Sphenisciformes; Spheniscidae
Gene: ZFPM2
Product: zinc finger protein, FOG family member 2
Exons: 8
Coding region: 13-3468 (1151 amino acids)
Biological process (GO): cell differentiation; negative regulation of transcription by RNA polymerase II; heart development
Cellular component (GO): nucleus
Molecular function (GO): RNA polymerase II-specific DNA-binding transcription factor binding
Source: RefSeq, a predicted model, not a curated record
CAGCCGAGCAGCAUGUCCCGAAGGAAACAGAGCAAACCCAGGCAGAUCAAACGGCCCCUUGAGGAUGCCAUUGAGGAUGAAGAAGAAGAGUGCCUGUCUGAGGAAAAUGAUACUAUCUCAAAAGAAGACUUUCCAUUGGAGGAAAGCUUUUCUGCAGAGUUUGAGCCUGAAAACCUGAGCUGUGAAGAAGUGGAAUACUUUUGUAAUAAAGGCAAUGAAGAAGGCAUCCAGGAGGCAGCAGAAUCUGAUGGUGAUGCGAGGUCAGAGAAACCAGGGCAGCUUGCUGUGGAGACUGAAGAUUGGGAUGGGCCAGGAGAGUUGGAGGUGGUCCAGAAAGACGGGGAGCGCAAGAUUCAGAGCCGGCAGCAGCUUCCGGUUGGAACAACAUGGGGGCCUUUUGCUGGGAAGAUGGAUCUGAAUAAUAACACCUUGAAGACAAAGGCUUCAGUCCCUAUGGUACUGACUGCUGGCCCCAAGUGGUUGCUGGAUGUGACUUGGCAAGGAGUAGAAGACAACAAAAACAACUGCAUUGUGUACAGCAAAGGAGGGCAGCUUUGGUGUACCACGACCAAGGCCAUCUCAGAGGGUGAAGAGCUGAUUGCCUUUGUUGUAGAUUUUGACUCAAGGCUGCAAGCUGCUAGUCAGAUGACUCUCACAGAAGGGAUGUAUCCUGCACGCCUGCUGGACUCAAUACAAUUGCUCCCUCAACAAGCUGCAAUGGCAUCUAUUUUGCCUACGGCUAUUGUGAACAAGGACAUAUUCCCUUGUAAAUCCUGUGGCAUUUGGUAUCGAAGCGAGCGGAACCUGCAGGCCCAUCUUAUGUACUACUGCAGUGGGAGGCAAAGAGAGGGGCCUCAGCUGUCAGAGGAGAACGAAGAUAGUGCUCAGCAGAUAUCCAGUGUCUGCCCCUUUCCGCAGUGCACCAAAAGUUUUUCUAAUGCAAGAGCUCUGGAAAUGCACCUAAAUUCUCACAGUGGAGUGAAAAUGGAAGAAUUUCUCCCGCCCGGUGCUAGUCUGAAAUGCACAGUUUGUACUUACACUGCAGACUCAGUGAUUAACUUUCAUCAGCACCUGUUCUCGCAUCUUACUCAAGCUGCCUUUAGAUGCAAUCACUGCCAUUUUGGCUUCCAAACUCAGAGGGAGCUACUGCAGCACCAAGAAUUACAUGUCUCUGGCAACAAGAUUCAGAGAGAAAGUGACAUUGAACACUCUCCAAGUAGAAACGAAGAAGGUUUACAGCCAGCGACAGACCUGUUGAGCAGAAAUGAUGUUCCCCAGAGCCAAAAGACCAUGCAGACUAAAGAUGCAAGUUCUGAUACAGAGCUUGAUAAAUGUGAAAAAAAGGCUUCACUUUUCCUUCCAAACCAGAGGCCAGAAACACAGCCUGCAACGAAUAAGCAGAGUUUUUCGUACACUAAAAUAAAAUCUGAACCAUCCAGUCCAAGACUUGCUUCAUCGCCAGUUCAGCCUAAUAUUGGUCCUUCUUUCCCAAUGGGACCUUUUCUUUCCCAGUUUGCUUUUCCCCAGGACAUCACUGUGGUUCCUCAGGCUUCAGAGAUAUUAGCCAAAAUGUCUGAACUGGUUCAUCGAAGACUGAGGCAUGGAAGUAGCAAUUAUCCUCCUGUAAUUUACAGUCCUUUGAUGCCCAAAGGGGCUACAUGUUUUGAGUGUAACAUAACAUUCAAUAAUUUGGACAACUACUUGGUACACAAAAAGCAUUACUGCAGCAGCCGAUGGCAGCAGAUGGCAAAGUCACCAGAUUUUUCCAGUGUUCCAGAAAAAAUGCCAGAAGCUGUAAGUCCCAGUAAUGGUCAAAGCUCUAUAAACAUCCUGACUGCAGCUCCUCACACAUCAGAUCCAGAGAAUCAACUUCUGCAGCCAUCUUGCAUAAACUCUUCCAGUGUUUUAGAUUUGAUUGGGCCAAACAAUAAAAGUCAUGAAAAAGACUUUACAGCACAAUCGAAGAAGUUGUCAACUGCAAGCAACAGCGAUGAGAAGAUAAACGGAAAAGCUUCUGAUGUGAAGAAUCCCAAUGCUCCUUUAGUAGAAGGGGAGAGUGAUCCUAACAAGACCACAUGUGAAGCUUGUAAUAUUACUUUUAGCAGACAUGAAACGUACAUGGUCCACAAGCAGUAUUACUGUGCCACUCGCCACGAUCCCCCACUGAAGAGGUCCGCUUCCAACAAAGUGCCUGCCAUGCAGAGAACAAUGCGUACCCGGAAGCGAAGGAAGAUGUAUGAGAUGUGCCUACCAGAGCAAGAGCAAAGGCCACCACUAGUUCAACAGCGAUUUCUAGAAGUGGCUAAUCUUGGCAAUCCUUGUACAUCUACUCAAGAAUCAACAGAAGGCCUUGGAGAAUGUUACCAUCCACGGUGUGAUAUCUUCCCAGGAAUAGUCUCAAAGCACCUGGAAACAUCACUGUCUAUUAACAAGUGCGUUCCAGUUUCAAAGUGUGAUACUCCCCACUCCACUGUGUCUUGCUUGGAGAUGGAUGUGCCGAUAGAUCUCAGUAAAAAAUGCUUACCCCCGUCAGAGAGGACGUCCACUUCUCCCAAAAGGCUGCUGGACUACCAUGAGUGCACAGUAUGCAAGAUCAGUUUUAACAAGGUAGAGAACUACCUGGCUCAUAAGCAGAAUUUUUGCCCUGUCACUGCCCAUCAGCGUAACGACCUGGGACAGCUCGAAAGUAAGGUGUUUCAAAACCCAGAAAGUGAAAGAAACAGCCCAGAUGUCAGUUACGAAAGAAGCAUAAUCAAAUGUGAGAAAAAUGGAAACUCAAAACAGUCCUCUCCUAAUGGAAACUUAUUUUCCACACACUUAGCAACACUUCAAGGACUAAAAGUCUUUAGUGAAGCGGCCCAGCUUAUUGCUACAAAAGAAGAAAACAAACAUUUGUUUCUUCCACAAUGCCUUUACCCUGGAGCAAUAAAGAAAGCUAAAGGAGCAGAUCAGCUUUCUCCAUAUUAUGGAAUAAAGCCAAGUGAUUACAUUUCUGGUUCUCUCGUCAUUCAUAAUACUGAUUUAGAUCAAAGCACAAAUACAGAAAGUGAAUCUCCUAAAGGCCAGGCGCCUUCGAAUGGAUGCGCUGUGCAGAAGAAAGAGUCUCUUCCGCUAUUGCCGAAAAACCGAGGCAUGGUAAUAGUUAAUGGGGGACUGAAACAGGAGGAAAGACCUGCCGCAAACCCACAACAAGAGAACAUUUCCCAGAAUCCUCCACAUGAAGAUGGGCACAAGUCUCCUUCUUGGAUCUCUGAGAAUCCCUUAACUGCAAAUGAAAAUGUCUCUCCAGCAAUUCCUACAGCAGAGGAACAGUUGUCUAGUAUAGCUAAAGGCGUGAAUGGUUCUACCCAGGCCCCAACCAGUGGAAAGUAUUGCCGACUGUGUGACAUCCAGUUCAACAAUCUUUCAAACUUUAUAACUCAUAAGAAGUUUUAUUGCUCGUCACAUGCAGCAGAACACGUCAAAUGA